AUGGUUUGCUGCUUUAAACUGGCAAUAUUCCUGUUUGUCGGAUGUGUUCUCGGAGAUCAGGGGGACACGAUAGAUGCGAGAGUUUUGAAGUUAGAACAAGAACUUGUCAAGUUACAGAGUCAGGUUGAUAAUCAAAAUGAUGGUAAUGAGUAUAUGUCGGUUGCGUUUACAGCAGGCCUUUCAAGAACCAUAACAAACAUGGGCUCACAUCAGCAGAUUGUUUUCGACCACGUGAUCACAAACGUUGGCAACGGCUAUAGUCCGUUUCACGGGCAUUUUACGGCACCAAUAAAAGGAGUCUAUGUGUUUUUCGUAGUUAUAACAAAUACCCCAGGCUAUUCCUCCAGUGUGACGCUUUUAAGAAAUGGAGGAUGGAUAUGGUAUGCGUUAGCACAUGGAGGAAGUCAAAACAACAAUCUGUAUGUAACGUCAACAAUAGCCGUAACAAUUGAAUUACAGCAGGGGGAUGAAGUCUGGGUUCAAAAUGAGUUUGCCUUUACAUCGGUCGAAGAGCUUAGUGGUGCCAAUGAAUUAGUCACAUUGUCAGCCAUAUAUUCAGCCAUAUGA
Messenger RNA from Ruditapes philippinarum (Manila clam), 567 nucleotides. Its product is annotated as complement C1q-like protein 4. Bases 1 to 567 code for a protein of 188 amino acids. Gene Ontology annotation, molecular function: protein binding. The transcript has 3 exons. The record is from RefSeq and is a predicted model, not a curated record. NCBI's taxonomy places the organism in Eukaryota, Metazoa, Mollusca, Bivalvia, Venerida, Veneridae.